GACUGCUUUCCUGAACCGAAGCAAGCGAUGGAAACAACGUAUUGUUUGUAGCGUCCCCGCUCGCCCUUGUGCAUAGAGCUAUAGGGCAAGCCGACCCGUUAGCAGCAAUCGUGGAAGGCGGAUGUGACCCUGGAACAAGGGCUGGCCAUUCAACGUCCCCACAGAUUGUCAGUCCGCCACCCCGCCAAACUAACUAACUUGCUCUGCCUUUGGCCUGGAUAGACCAGACUGCUGAUUCUUGUGGAAAGAUCUCGUAGAUGAUUGGACUCAAAAAUUUGCUAAAGAACGUGUGGAUGUGGCUCGUCCGGUUUCCGACUCAUCGAGUGACACGCUACCAAGAUAUACCCUACAGUACUUCGGACUGAGCCCCAAGCUGAACAAUGGGUUGCGGUUCCUCAAGCUCCGCUAAGAUCAUCUCAGCAAGUGACUUUUCACCAUCGGCUACCAAGAACCCAACGGCUAUAACUCGGCGCCAGAGCCAGAUACAGCUGCAGAAACGUGCGUCAAAGUCGUCGCUGACUACAAGACCCAAGUCCCGCAAGACUGACGACCGCCCAAGACAAUCCAAGCCACUAGAUCCCCCGGAGGAGAAGCGUCAGGGCGAAGCAAUACAAACAACGAGCAGCCGAGGUGACUCACACUCCAAGCAUGCAUCAAAGCCUAGAAGUCGCUCUAGUUCAGCUUCCAGUCGUAAAUCAAAGCACAGUUCGGCAUCAGGAACUGCCGGAGUUGUGGUUGGUGCAACCCUAACUCAAACCGAUAUUGCUCAUCCGCAAGGGGAGAUACCAUCCAAUACUGCUGAGAAAAGCAAUGAUGAGCUAGAUGGAGGAAUGAUGAGUACUAUCCAGCAAAUUGGUGAUACAUCGGAGAUCGAAGGCCAACCUGUGUGUAAGGCUUCUACAGCUACAGAGCAAGCAAAAUCCUCUGCAAGUGCUGCAGAAAACACCGCAGUUGUGCCAGUACCAGAAGAUCUCGACCCAAAGGAUGGAACUGCCGAUGCCGCUCCAAUGCAGAGUGAAAGCCAACCGCCAACAGCAGAAGACCAACAGAAUCACUCGGAAGACACUGCAGCUUCAGCUUCAAUUGAUCAGCCUUCUGAAGUGAUGCCACCGCCUCCGCAAGAACGGGAGAAACCCAAUCCUGCUCUGAAGCUGGGUCCAGCCGUGGCACUGGACACCAGUAGGUCAACGCACACUAUGGGUGGCAAACAGACGACGGACAAACAAGCCACCAGGUCUAGCCAUGCUGUCAUCUCACCCGAGACAACAUGCUCAAAGCCAUCAGCAGCCACACAGGACACCACUUCAGCAGCCGUAACAGCAGUAGCGGCAUUGACAGUGGAUGAUGAUGAGAUAGGUGUAGGUGAUGAAAGCACUAUGGCUGUGUCCACCACAAAUCUGGACCAAGACAGCAAAGUAGCGCCGGCUGAACCGCCAACAAGUGAGAGUGCACCUAAAAGAUCUCCUGUUGCACUGGGAGCACCACAGCAACUGGAAGCAACACAGUCCACACGCCUGACGUCGCCUGAGAAACUGGCGGGCAAUCGCAGUACCCGGUCUGGACAUGCCAUAGUUGAUUUAUCAAAGAAUGCAAGGACUGAACAAAAGCCAUCGGAGUCGCCAACCGAAGCACAGUCAGUGGAACCGAAUGAAGAUGCAGCAUUGGCUACUAUGGUCGUGGAGCAGACCAAGGCUCCUCCGCCACUGUUCAAGGCGGCACUCGGAGCGCCGGAACAACUGGUGGCGACACAAUCUACACGGCAUGCAUCUGCAGAGAAGCUCUCUGGAAGUCGCAGUACUCGAUCUGGCCACGCAAUUGUCGACGUGACAAGAUGCGCAGCAUCUGGUCAAAAGCAAUCGGAGUCAUCAACUCAUAUUCAGACAGCAGCACCAAACGUAGCUACUUCAGAACAUAUUGUGGGUGAAGAGAAAGCCACAGAUCCUGCUCCGGGAUUUAAGGCAACACUUGGCACACCAGAACAACUGGCAGCAACGCAAUCCACACGGCAUAUAUCUGCAGAGAAGCUCUCUGGAAGUCGCAGCACUCGAUCUGGCCACGCGAUUGUCGAUUUGUCAAAAAGUAUGGCACCUGAUCGAAACUCUUGCAAGUCAUCGACUGAAGAUCAGACGGCUUCACCCAGUGCUGAUACUGCGGAGCCCACCGUAGCCGAAGAGAAGGCUACAGAACCCGCUCCCUUGUUCAAGGCGACACUUGGAGCACCAGAGCAGCUUGCAGCAACACAAUCCACACAGAAUGUGUCUGCCGAGAAGCUCUCCGGUGGUCGUAGUACACAAUCAGGCCAUGCACUUGUGGAUUUCACGAAGAACCCUGGAAGCGUUGAUCCAGCAGCAAAGUCAUCUGACACGGCACAGGGUGCAGAGCUGGCGGUGGUCAGCGUGGAUGAACCCCAGUCAAGCACGGCACAGGGUGCAGAGCUGGCGGUGGUCAGCGUGGAUGAACCCCAGUCAAGCACUGUACCUUCCAACAAAUUUACACCAUCACUCGGUGCUCCCGAACAAUUAACUGGCACGCGGUCAGCGGUUCACGUUAUUGCACAGCCGAGCACAGGGGACCGUAGCACCCAGUCGUCACAUGCUCUUGUAGACAUGAGCAGCACUACCAAGAAACAGGCUGCAUCAAGCAGUUCUAUGAAUGAUUCUCAGUCACAAGAGCAACCAGCAAAAGAAGGCAGCACUGAGGCAGAAGAGACAGUCGCUAAUGUGCACUCUACUGAAAUAGCAGCACCUUCAAUCAAGCUUGCGCCAGCUGAAAAGCUAGAUUCGAGCCGGUCCACGGCCGCAAUGGGCUCCCAGGAGGCCAGUGCUGCAAACAGAGGCACUGUGUCCAGUGUAGCUAUCAUUGACAGCUCCAAGGUGGCACCUCCAAGUACCUCGGUGGAACAAACAGAGGCAGAGCCAGUUAAAGCGGAGGAGACUCCAGCUGAACCUGUGGGGACAGCUACGUUGAACCUCGGUCCAGCAGAGACGCUCUUAGCAAGUCGAUCUGCAGUUGUGAUGCAACAUGCCCAGUCGCCACUGGCAGGAGAUCGCAGCACGGCCUCAAGCAGUGCGUUUCUAGAUACAACACCUGGCAAAUCAGGCCGAUCACUUGCCGCCGAGCCAGCCCUCAGCAAGAGCACAGAUCCGCUGCCAGUCGACGGUGAAGCUGCUCCAUACAGUGGGAACACAGAGCCAGCUGAGGAUGUAAGCGCUACACCAUCACCAUCACAGCCUGAACAAGAUUCCACGACCGGCAAAGUGCAUAUAGGCAAGCAUCUUGGUCCGGCUGAGGAUCUGCACGCCAGCCAGUCUACUAGAGUUGUGGGGCUCUCGAGUACUGCAGAUAAGCGCAGUACACAAUCAGGGCAUGCAGCGCUUAGUGAAGUCAAAACCGGGGCACCGUCAACUGCAGCUGCACAGGGCGAAACAGCCGCUCCACCGGAGGUUAGCGGCACUGCAGAAUCAUGCGCUGAUGAGCCGGCUCAUGAGUCAACACCACCAGGUGGCAGCGAAUCAACAGCGUGUAGCAGUGGCAGCAAGCCAGUCUCUUCCAGCAGGCAACUGGAUCCACCAGAAAUCCUUCUCAGUAGCCAGUCCACUGCACAGACACCGAAGGCUGGCCUCUCUGGAAGUGAUCCGCACUCUCGAUCCAGUGGCCCUGCAUUCUCAUCCAUGCCAAGCCCAAGCAAUGUAGAAACAGCAGGAGUAGCACCUGUGGCUGCAUGCACCAACACUGAGCAACCGCCGCCUGAAGCUGGCGUGACGUCAAGCGCAACUCGAGAAUUGGAUUCACCAGAGGUUUUGCUAAGCAGUACAUCCACAGUACAAGUGAAAGGCAAGGCUCCGCUUGUAGAUGAUCGCCUCACCAAGUCCAGUGUUGCUGCUGUGGACGUACUCACCAAGCCAAGUCGAACUGAUGAGACCACAGCAAAUGAGAUCACCAGCACAGAAGCACCAGUCGAGAGCGCAAGGACUCAGCCGCCAGAGGACAGUCCUGCCGGAGAGAGCAUUCCCCCGGUUGCAGUUGUCACGCAAGACGAGCCCACUCAAGCGCCAUCUGGACCGGAUGGGACAUCUACUGCUGAGUCGGUGGCAACAGCGUUUAUUCCGUCACUUGAUCCGCCGCAAUCACUGCUGGCUAGUACAUCCAGCACGCACACAGCCAUUCCCAAGACUACCGCAGCACAGCUACAGAGCACAUCCGCCCAGGCACUGAGCGCAGUGCCGCCACAAUUGGUUUCUAGCAUCCCAAUGAUUGCUGUCCAAGCGCCAAGUGCCUGCUCUUCUCGCCAGGAUCUCAGAAUGAACAAACAGGAACAAAGUCCUCCUGCGCCACAAGCUGCAGAUGAGGCACGUCACGAAACCGUGUCAGCAGCAAGCGAUGAUAAACCUGCCCCAGUGGAACAAACUGGUAACAGUGAUGCCGAGCCUGUGGCACCGGUCGAGGCAUCUCAAUGUCAGGUGGAGGACAAUGCAAGUACACCAGCAGUAGCUUGUGAUGAGCCUGUGACUGAAGGAACAUCGCCAUCAACAGCUGAAGUUCCUGAGACAGCAGAACAACCCCAGGAAGCGGCGCCGACGGUUUCAAUGCCUCUGAUCUCCAAGUCGUCUGCGGCACUACUCAAACAGAUUGCACUUGAGGCACAGCAAUGCGCGCUGCAAUCAAAAUCAGCUAGCCGUACGGGAAUGGUAGAUCCGGAGCAAGCAGCAACAACACUGGCAAAGCACCGGACCACUGCAGCUAAACAAUGUGAAGAACCUGGAACCAAAUCACCCUCAGUUGCGGGAGAAGAAACCAGCUCACCCAAAGCAGCUGCACCAGCUAGCACCGAUGAAAAGACAGCAACAGUAACACAGACUGUUGAGGCUCAGUCCAGCGCUACCGACAUCUCUUGGUUAGGUAACCACACAAGUCCAAGUAACGCUGCAGACGAAAUCAAGUCUGAAGAGCCACAACAGCAAGAAGAUUGCCCCAAAGUUGAAGAUACAGCAGUAGCACCAUCAGAAGGGUCGGAGGCAGGAGAAAAGCCAGACAUCGCUAUCACCUCCAGAAGUGCAGAUAACUUCCCUGAGCAACCACCUGCGGAUAGUGAAGCGUGCAAGCCAAUAGCUGAGCCACAGGUCGCUACCCCUACUAAGGCCAGCAAGGACAAGGAUGAAGACAAUGCCAGCAAGCCACUGGUAUCAACAAGCUCUACUGCCAUCAAUGCUGACAAGAAGCCGAAGAAAUCCAGAGUGGGCGAGCUGCAAACUGCAGAGGUCAAGAUUGCAUCGAAAUCCAUGUCGGCAAUGGCCAAGUCUACCGGCGAAGACAGCGAUGAUGAAGGCAAACCAAUGGAUCUGAAAGAAGCAGCCAUUGUUGGUGGAUCAGCAUCCAACAUCUCUAAGGCAGCGGCUAUGGGUCAGCCGCUCAAGACUGCCUCCAAAAAGAGGUCCAGCUCGAAGGGGAGUCUACGCAGCACUGGAAGUAAAUCGUCGUUGCGCAGUGCAUCCAAACCGUCAGUGACAGCAAGUCAGCACAGCUUGAGGUCAAAGUCAAAGACGGCAGUAAGUUGAGCUGGACAAGUGUGCCUGCAGCCGAUGGUCACGUGAUCAUCGGCUAUACUGUAUGGUGGCACACUCUGACUGUCAGAUCACUGUAUUGGGAUCUGAUGCAACCGGCUCAGCAAACACAUCUAUGGAUGAUGGGCGCACACGUGUGUGUAAUGCCGUGAAACCCAAUCUAGCAAGUCAGGCAGCCUCUGCCAAGAAUGUGUGCCUGCACAUGAUGUAUGAGUACAUGUAUCCACAGGCUGCAAGUUAAUUGCAUGAAUCGGUGCAUGGUUUCACCGUACAUACGCAACUCAGUAUUCGGGUAUGUUUUGUCGCUAUCGAAUUUGUCUGCUGCCAAGAAAAUAUGUUGAGUCUGGUUACUGGAGUUUGCUCCAUGUUUGAAUGGGGAUUUCCCGCCGCAGUCACACUGGUGCAUCCUUCUUGUACAUAAUACGUCUUCAAACAUGCCGAUAUUGUUAUGUUUGGAGAUUUAUGUAUUCUUGCAUGUUUUUUUGUACACUGUUUUAAAUUGUUUGGACUUUGAUGCUGUGCUUGUAUCGGCAUAACUAUUGUUGACUUUGAAUACGCGGUAUAAUUGUCAUGAAUAUCACAACAUUGGAAACCGUGGCUAUUCGAUCCUAAGCUGACACAUCCACCGGCGAACAGGGACUCCGCGGACCAUAGUGCAUCACCCUUGCUAACUCAAACAAUAGGUACUGUACAGACAAAGGCCAAAAAGGACUGUUUCCAUGUUUUUUUAAAUCGUACUUCAAGUGAUCCUUUUCUAUGCCCCCCCCCCUUCUUUUCUUUUUGGGGUCUGAUAUGACCGAUAGCUGCAUUUUAGAAUUUCCUUGACUGUUUCAUUUACCGGCACUUGGACUUCAUUUUAAUUUUUUAAAUUGAUGUGCAAAUUUACAAUUAUUUUUAUUACAGCUGGCUAUGCCUCUGCAUAUUCGCA
Messenger RNA from Sycon ciliatum, 6489 nucleotides. RefSeq names its product mucin-5AC-like. The record is from RefSeq and is a predicted model, not a curated record. The coding region runs from base 381 to 5555 and encodes 1724 amino acids. Lineage: Eukaryota; Metazoa; Porifera; Calcarea; Leucosolenida; Sycettidae. The transcript is spliced from 2 exons.